Molecule: messenger RNA, 4130 nt
Organism: Colossoma macropomum (tambaqui)
Lineage: Eukaryota; Metazoa; Chordata; Actinopteri; Characiformes; Serrasalmidae
Gene: ubiad1
Product: UbiA prenyltransferase domain containing 1
Exons: 3
Coding region: 284-1324 (346 amino acids)
Biological process (GO): menaquinone biosynthetic process; vitamin K biosynthetic process
Cellular component (GO): Golgi membrane; endoplasmic reticulum
Molecular function (GO): prenyltransferase activity
Source: RefSeq, a predicted model, not a curated record
ACUGUGUCACAGUAGGAGGGGCUGGACUGAAAUGGCGUCCGCCUGCUGCACCGUUAGCUUGUUAGCUUAGCGGCUAAGCUAAAUGCCCUCAUAACUGACACGUCGCUCCUCCAGCGGCUCCUCACUCCAGGACGUGAGUGGCUCGCGUUGCGCUCGGACAGAGGAAGGCAUCGAAAGGAUGUGUCCGCAGUGCAUAAAAUAGCCCUGCGGUCUCUCAGAGUUGGACAAGAGCAGGUACUACUACCCUCUUGGUACUUUCCUACAACCCUACACUAAAGUAGCAAUGGCAGCGGGCAAGAAGAAGAUGAGUGCUGAGACGUAUGUGUUGGCGGGAUCUAACGGACUGAAUGGGGCAAAAGCACCAGGGGGAUCGCCUGUGGAGAGAAACCACAGCAGCAAGGUUUCCAGAGUGGCUAAGAUGGCUUUGCACCUGCAGGACAAAUGUGCAGCGUAUGUCUUGGCUCUGCGGCCGUGGAGCUUCAGCGCUUCCCUCACGCCUGUGGCUUUGGGAAGCGCUCUGGCGUACAAGCUUGAGGGCUCCGUGGACCUUGUUAUUCUGUUGGUCUGUGCGGUGGCGGUCCUGGUGGUCCAUGGGGCAGGGAACCUAGUGAACACGUACUAUGAUUUCUCCAAGGGAAUCGACCAUAAGAAGAGCGAUGACAGGACUUUGGUGGAUCAGAUAUUGGAGCCGCAGGACGUGGUGAUGUUCGGCGCCUUGUUGUACUCCGUGGGAUGCCUUUGCGCCACCUUGUUAUAUUUUCUCUCUACGCUGAGACUCGAGCAUCUGGCUCUUAUCUAUUUUGGUGGGCUGUCAAGCUCCUUUUUGUAUACAGGAGGAAUUGGCCUGAAGUAUGUCGCUCUGGGCGAUGUGGUCAUCCUCAUCACCUUUGGGCCCUUGGCGGUCAUGUUUGCUCACGCCGUCCAGGUGGGUUACCUGUCUGUGCUGCCACUGGUGUACGCCGUACCGCUGGCACUCAACACCGAAGCCAUCCUGCACAGCAACAACACCCGCGACAUGGACUCAGACAAACAGGCGGGCAUCGUCACCCUCGCCAUCCUGGUGGGUCCCACGCUGUCGUACGUCAUCUACAACCUGCUGCUCUUUGUCCCCUACGUGCUAUUCUGCAUAUUAGCAACGCGAUACACCAUUAGCAUGGCCCUGCCGCUGCUCACGCUGCCAAUGGCCUUCCCUCUGGAGAGGCAGUUCCGCAGCCAGUGCUACACGAAGAUCCCUCAAAAGACUGCCAAGCUCAAUCUGCUGAUGGGACUCUUCUACGUCUUUGGUAUUAUUUUAGCACCACAGGGUAGCUUGCCGCUCUUGUGAAAGAACUGUUCUUUUUAUUUUUGGUCAUUUCCUUUUCCUUUGUUUUGUUGUACUAGGAUAUGUACUUCUUGUUUGUAUUUAUAGUUUUUUUUCUUUCAGAAGUACAAAGACUUUAAUUUAUUGUAUAAUUUAUGCUUCAGAGCUAACAAACACUUUGCAGUACAUCGCGAUGGAACAGAAGCUGUCCGGUGACAUCAGUAUUCUGCAAAGCGAACCAGUUGGUGUGUGCAAGGUGUUGACAUUUACACGGUUGUUGAGCUGUAUUAAAUUAUUGGUAAAUAUCAAAUUUGGGAUACACUGAGGAAUUGUCAUUCCCUGGACGUGUGAAUAUUUUGUAACUAGCAAAGUUGAACAUUUACUUAUUAAUUUUCUGAACAAUGUUCUUUGUACAAUUUUAUUAAUAUUGUUUGUUUAACAACCACAGAGUUUCAACUGUGUCAUAUAGGACAGUGUUUCUCAUCCCUGGUCCUUGAGGCCCACUGCCCUGCACAUUUUAGCUCUUUUCAUGCGUUAACACACCCACUUUAACUCAAUAAUGUCUAUUAAUGAGCUGACUAGUUGGAUCAGGUGUGUUGGGGCAGGGAAAACGUCAGUAAGUGCAGGGCAGUGGGAGAAACACUGAUAUAGCAUAUUCCAUAGCCAAGCUUAAAUUCUUAAAUUGCCAGAGUUGUCAAACGGUAUCCAAGUCCACUCAGUUACACGUUGUGCACUGUGUAGGACCGAAUGUUGAGUAACAUGGGCCAGAUGUACUGUGUGUUUGAGCAAGCGUGAAGGAAUUUUAUCACUUCAUAUUCAAGUGUGUCUAUAUGUGGGCUUUUCAGAGCCUUUCACACAUGUUUAAACAGUUAGUAUGUGCAGCUUGUCAGCCUACAGCCAAAUCAGAUCGUUCUUUCAAGAAGGGAGUUACAGAAUACAAAUGCGGUUUAGUUACGUCACCUAUAAAGAGCUGUGUUUGAUAAAAAUUUUAGGACUAUCAGAUCUUUUAAAAAUAAAUAAAAUUCCAAACCUAAGUGGCUCACAUAGUUUGGACCUUUUCGAUCGUGAUUCACUGAUGAGAUCACAGGUCAGCUCACAUUUUAAAACCAGUGGUGGACUCAGGCUGUUUGAAGGGCAGGGGUACAAGGGCACCUACUGCACAACAUGAUGCAUGUCACACAGCACUACCACUAGCCCUCUUGCCUCGAUUGGACUUGUCCCACCUCAACGUCACGCAAAGAUCUAUGGUUGGUCUAUGGUUGAUCAAUUUAAACGUUUGUCACAUUUUUCCGUCCAAAAUGAGCAUUCAUCAUUUUGGUACUGAGACACACACACCACACUCUCAGUGAUAAUCCAAACUAUGGCUCGGUUGCAGCUUUGGAUCCAAGCUUUCAAAGAAAAGCUGUCUCUCACAGCAUUUUCAGCUCCUUUUUUAUGUGCUUCAGUUUUAUCUAUGUCUUUUAUUUAGCAGUGCAUCAUUGGUAAAACUCCCAUUCUAGAGGGGUGUGGCUAAAAGUAAAAACUUAAGUGGAUGGAAUAGAUGUCAGUUUUUGACAGUUGGAAUGAGUAUUUUAUACUUUGUUUCCUCAUUGACAACAAUUUACAAUGUCGUUUACUGUCAAAUACUGUUAACCUAACAAUCUAACCUCACCUAAAGGGUACAUUGAAAAAUAAAAAACAGGGACAGUGCAGAUGAGAUUACACCAGAAUGCUAGUUAGAUAUUAGCCUAACUUACUGCCCCCUCGCAAAAACACAGAAAAGAUUUGUUAGCAGCCAUACACUGUGUUUUGAUUGUAAGCAGGGUUUAAGAGGUAAAUUGAAAAUCUCAUCGAAGUAUUUGGUGGCACCCCUAGACUGUCAUCACUGCACCCACUUUGGGAAAGGCUGCUCUAGAGGGGAGACUGCAGGGCGCUGUGUCUCAUUUUCUUCACUGAGAUUGUUUUCUCUCCACUGGAGGGGCACUUCCUCAUGUUUUCUCACUCAGAAGGGCAAUAGGCCACUUGCUUGUUUUUAAAUCAGAAAUGCGCAUGCAGGGAAUGUUAAGUUUAUCCCUCCACUAGAGGGGCAUUCAUUAGGAAACUUCCCCACAUUCUCAUGCAUGUAGGGACACCCUUCAUAACACUGCAUCACAUUUUAUCCACUGGAGGAGCAUGUCUUUAUUAGAGGAGCACCUAACUGGGCACUUCAUGUUUUCCCACCUGUAAGAGUACCCUGUGUAGAACUGCAUCCCAUUUUCUCUUUGGAAGUGACACCCAUUGGGAUACUGUCAUGUAGGGGCUGCAUAGCAGGCACUUUACAACGGCACCCUUUUCGAUUGGAAGGGCACCAAUAGGAAACUAAAGUUUUAAUCACUGUAAAGGGCACUGCAUCGUCUUUUCCCCACUAGAAAGGCACUCAUUAAGACAUGUUAGCAAAAUUUUUGGUUCUAGAGAGCACAUCUUCAUAAUUUAUCGUAGGAAGGGGCACCCUAGAGGGCACUCGAUCAUUUUUUUCUCCAUAUGAAGGGCUGCCAAGGGGCACUUCCUCUCAUUUUUGCCAGUCUAGAGGACUGCUCUGAGACUGCCAGUGAAUUUAAAACUAUUAUUGCCUGCUUGAAGAUGCCCAGACCGGUACAAUGACAUGUUUGAACGUCUGAUCAAGUCCAUCUUCUCAAACCAUAUAAUGGCAUACAGUGUUCUGGCAACUGACCUGACUGCUGAACUACCAUUCUUAUCUUUCCUUAAAGCCAUCAGUGAAUGGACCAGCCUGUCAUGGGCCUGUGAUGGGCACACUACAAGAAAUUGUGCACUAGCCUGUGUCCAAUUUUUUAAUAAAUUGUGUAGCCACUAA